This is a messenger RNA of Aspergillus vadensis CBS 113365, 860 nucleotides long. RefSeq names its product PRKRIP1 family protein. The record is from RefSeq and is a predicted model, not a curated record. Gene Ontology annotation, cellular component: nucleolus. Lineage: Eukaryota; Fungi; Ascomycota; Eurotiomycetes; Eurotiales; Aspergillaceae. Gene Ontology annotation, biological process: negative regulation of protein kinase activity. The transcript has a single exon. The coding region runs from base 114 to 722 and encodes 202 amino acids. Gene Ontology annotation, molecular function: double-stranded RNA binding; protein kinase inhibitor activity; protein kinase binding.
AACACUCUCACAUCAGCCUCCUCUCUAGACCAAGAGGCCCACCAAUCUCUCCUAUACAAGCGCAGCCAAUCUACCCUCCCACUCCAUUAUCUAUACAAACAACCGCAUCCAAAAUGUCCGAACCAGGUCCCGAAUCAAUCCCUACCAGCGCAGACCCGCGCAGCAAACGUCCCACCAAACGCCGCGCCGUAACAGCACUCGACGAACACGCCACGCAAAUCGAGUCUCUAUUCCGCGACCCCACAAAAGAAAUAAAGCUUCCCGACCCCUCCAAGCAACGAACCUCGACAUCGCUACCACCGCCGCCAGAGAUUGUCGCCAACGUCCAGGGUUCCUCUGCUGGUGCGGGGUCGGGCGAGUUCCAUGUCUACAAAGCGAGUCGGCGGAGGGAGUACGAGCGGCAGCGGCUGAUGCAGAGCGAGGUCGACAAGGAGAAGGAGGAUAAGGAGUGGGAGCAGAAGCGGGAGGAAGCGCGGAGGAAGGAUGAAGAGAAGACGGAGAAGAAUCGGAAGAAGAGGGAGAAGAGGAAUGCGAAGAAGGGGAAGAAGGGUGGCAGUGGGGGUGGUGCGUCGAAUGGAGGGGAUAAGAUGGCUGUUGAUGAGACGGGAAAGAAGGUCGGGGGUGGUGCUGAUGGGGAUAAAAAGGACGGAACUGAGAGUGGGGAUGGGAAUGGUCAUGAGGAGGUUGCUGAGGUGCCCGGAGUGAUCAUUCAUGAUGACUGAAUGGAGAAGGGGUUGUAGUAUAUACGGGCUACGAAGGAACCGGGGCCUACGGAGGCUAGAGAUUGUACGAUAUGAAGAUACCCAUUGUAAUUUUUGGUCUAGGAUAUUCAUACAAGAAGUCCAAAUGGUAAUCGUGCA